AUGCUUGUUAUCUUCUCCAUUAUCGUGGCAGUUAUCAUCGUCAGCAUCUGUGGUUCGGAAGUCGGCGAGAACUUGUUCCCCGUCGGACUCUUGUCCCGACCAGUCACUUGCGUCAGCACGAAGCAAAGGGGCCGCCAGGAUAUCUGGAAUGAGGCCAGGACCAAGUAUAGCCAUUUAGCUGACGAUAAAUUCACUGUUGCUAUGCUGACUUACCGACGUCCAAAGGAACUGAACCACAUUUUAACGGUUCUUCUCGAAGAAAGAAUCCCUUCGCUUUAUGAAAUUAUUGUCGUCUGGGGAGAUCUCGAAGCAGAACUUCCUAUGACCUUUGAAUCAAAACAUGGGGUUCCUGUGCGAUUUCGGAUGGCUCUGAAAGACAGUCUCAACGAGAAGUUCCGACCCGAUCCUAAUUUCAAGACCCAAGCUAUCCUCUUGACUGAUGACGAUGUCUACUAG
Molecule: messenger RNA, 456 nt
Organism: Fusarium falciforme
Lineage: Eukaryota; Fungi; Ascomycota; Sordariomycetes; Hypocreales; Nectriaceae
Exons: 2
Coding region: 1-456 (151 amino acids)
Cellular component (GO): membrane
Molecular function (GO): glycosyltransferase activity
Source: RefSeq, a predicted model, not a curated record